AUGGCGAAUUCGACAAAUGACUCGUCUCGGGCUGAGACUACGACAAUGAAUCUGUUUCACGGCGCACGAUUCUGGCUAUCUCUAACUGUUCCACAAAGGCCGAGAUUUAAAGAAUUAAUCAAGCAAUAUGGUGGCACCGUUGUGCUGAUGGAGAAGGAUGCCGAUGUGAAGCUGGUGGAUCACACAAGGAAAGACCUGCCUAGGGACACUUUCUCCUAUCAAUAUGUAGAGCGUUCUAUCGACAAGGGACGACUCGAGGAUCUAGAAGCCCACCGGGCUGGCCCAUCCGCACCUCGUCCAAUGGGUGCAUCGAACAUCCCGACGAAAAGCACAAGAGCGUACUACACCUUGAAAGACGAUCAGAUUUUGUUCGACUGGGUUGAAAGCUAUAAACUAGAGCCAACGACGCCUGUCCAAGGCAACAUAAUAUACCAGGAAUUAGGUGAACUGUACACCCGUCAUCCAUGGCAGUCCUGGCGUAGUAGAUAUCUGAAGCACGUGCGUGGUAAGGGCCGUCCAGGGGGCGGCACCCCAUUAUCAUAUGACGAGCUCUUACAGUCCGCGCCAUCCCAAGCCGAACGUCCAAAGACCUUAAUUAGCUCAAGGGUCCACCGGCUGGCGCCACCUGCUCCAGCCCAAGCAAGUACAGCAGACAGCCCAAAACGAAAACGAGAUCCCGUCCCUGAACCGCCGAAUCAACGGCGGAGGGAUGUUUCACCUAUGAAAAGAAGAGCAAUCGAGCCUACUGCAACUGCGGGCCCCUCCUCACGUCGUCCCCGUCCUGAUAGCCGGGGACCCCCAGAGUCAUCAAGCGUGGCAGCCACACCACCCUUUACUACACGACCAGAAAGAGGCUCUCCCAGUGUGUUGUCGUCAGAUACAGGACCCCUUCAAGGCCUUGGGAUUCCUGAUAUCUUCCCAGUCCCAAGCCCUUCCAUACAAACCCCUCGUCGCGUCACACACGGGAAUUCACAACGACCAGCUAAUGUAGCAGAACCGCCAGCACCGCCAGCCCCACCGCGGCCAUUGGGGGACAAUGCCUUCGCACAGUCUGGCCGAUUCAAGAAACAGACACCGAAACCCAGACCACUCGUCAAGGAUAUCAUCGAAGACCCAGUGGACCCUGUUUUCCUAGAACUCCCAUUCUUGCCAUCGAGCCCUGCAUCCGAGACGGAUGACGAUGACACCUCGGAUGCACCGGACGUCGAUACUUGGAUUGAUGAACGCCUGGCCCUAGGUGCCAAAGAAUCCCAUGUGUUCGAGGCUCUGCAAUGUACAAGCAUGGUCCCAGAGAUGGCAGAUAAAGUUCUCAAAUACCUCACCGCUGGCAAGGGUAUUCCCGAUGAUAUGCCCGGGGUCUGGACAGCCGAGGACGACAGCUGUUUACAAGCGGGGGAAUAUUCGCGUGUGCAGCGAGCGUUGACAAAACACGGCUCAGAAGCGUACAAAGAUAGAUGGGAAUAUUUCAGAAUGGCCCGGCAGACAGGGCUCAUUGAAUGA
Penicillium egyptiacum is the source of this 1500-nucleotide messenger RNA. Lineage: Eukaryota; Fungi; Ascomycota; Eurotiomycetes; Eurotiales; Aspergillaceae. The record is from the annotation of a GenBank genome assembly.